This is a messenger RNA of Haliotis rufescens (red abalone), 3009 nucleotides long. Its product is annotated as guided entry of tail-anchored proteins factor CAMLG-like. Bases 78 to 941 code for a protein of 287 amino acids. The record is from RefSeq and is a predicted model, not a curated record. Gene Ontology annotation, cellular component: GET complex. Gene Ontology annotation, biological process: tail-anchored membrane protein insertion into ER membrane. The transcript has 4 exons. Lineage: Eukaryota; Metazoa; Mollusca; Gastropoda; Lepetellida; Haliotidae.
GCUGCUGAUAGUUCGAAUAUAAACAGCUGAUAAUAAAGUGUGUUUUACAAGUCAAAACUGAUAUUUAUAUAACUUUAAUGGUGUUUAGUGUAAAUAAUUACCACUGGACACUGCGUGAAUACAUAAGUUGUUUCAGUAAAAUAUAUCCUACGAAAGUAAACUUUAAAAUAAAAAUCAACAUGGCGGAACUUGCAGCAAGACGUGACGCAAGAAGACGAAAAAUUCUUCAAAAUUCAGAAAAUCGAUUGAACAGGCUGCUGGGGAAGCCGAUCGAUACUGAACAGGAUGAAGCAAGUUCCCCGGUGAGUACAGAUGAGUCCGAGAGAACAACUCCAUCACCAACGACACCUUCCCCAGAACCUGAUGUCCUGCGAGACACACCAUCAGUGAGCGAGUCACCGAAAGAUGAUGGCGACACGUUCUCCUCUCACAGACUGACUUCGUCAUUGCCUGAAGGUACACCUGUACAUCCUCGCCCCCCUCUUCACUCUGUGAGGGAAGCCACUGCUACGUCCCACACUGCUGCGUCCCAGGCGAGGAUUGCCAGCAGUGGACAGUCAACACAGAAGAAACAGCAAGUCACACAAGAGACUGCAGGGUUGCUGCAGAUUCUGGAAAACCUACGAUUAGGGAGCUGUGUACUCGUGGCCUUCUUCGUCAGAUGGGUGCUAUCAUCUGGAUAUGGAAUCUUCUAUUUCCAGUCUAUCUUUUUGCCUUUUGUACUGCUACAAGUUGGACUGUAUUCCUUUCACUACACAUACAUGAAGGAUGUUGCCCUGCCUCACAAUAGCUCGUUGAUGUCAGGUGCUCUUGUGUUGUCGGGAAUAAAGCCGGAGUUUGUUGCCAUCUACAACAGAACAAUGGGCUACUUCACUGCAGUCACGGAGGACUUUGCUCUGUAUCUCUUCACGUUCCUCAUAUGCAAUGCUGUGAUGACAUGAGUGGUGAUGAGUUAACACCUCGGUGUUCGUGUGUGUGUGUGUGUGAUGAGAUUAGUGCUGUUUGUGUGAACUCCAGAUUGACAUCCCGGUGUCUAAUUUAGUUCCUGUCAUAGCUGACAAGGAAUGGAAUUCUCACCAUUGGCCUGGAAUGUCGGUUUUCUGUUCAGCUCACCUUAACCAAACAUUUGUGUGAGCUUAUGUCAUGGUGCAUCAUCUGUAUGUCUCCAUAUGGAUAGGAGAUAUGCUACUCAAAAUAAGUUGAAGAACACCCACAAUUGGGAGGCUGUGUUACAACUGUCACCAGCCAUUACAGAUUAACUGCAGUCCUGAAAAAACUCAGCUUUUCUUUAACUUCUUUUUAAGUUGUAUUUUAGCACAAAUCGCACAAGAUUAAUAACAUCACCAGAUGACACCCAAUUCAGGUGAGCUACAAGCUAUGUGGUACAAUCUACCAUUACAAAUGAACUAUUUCAAGCAACAUCCAUACACAUUCUGAAGUGUGACCAAACAGACGUCCAGAGUGGACGGGGUGAAACAGCUGUAUAACUGAUGAUGUGUGGUUGAAGGAACAUGCAGAUGCCUUUCGUAACCAUGUCAACAUGGUUGUGUUGAUCUCAAGGUCAGACAGUUUCUUAGCUGUGGCUCUAAAGUAAUUUCAUCAUUUGCUUUCUGUAUUGCAUAGAUGCAUAUGUAUUCGCUACAUAGUACGCUCAUUAACGUCAAAGUCCUACAUGUGUAGUUAACUUAUCAGUAUGCAGCUGCUAUUUUAACAGCUCCAAACCAACUGUUGAGUCCAAGAAUACUGGUUUGAUGUUGAGUCAUGGCCGUAAGAUUGUUGCCACCUUCUUGUUAAGAAUGAAAAUGUGUCCUCAAGAUGUGUUGGUUUGCCUAUGCUAUGUCACUAUGUUUGUUGUGUAAAGCUGCAGUCAGCAAUAUUCCAGCUAUAUGACGACAGUGUAUAAAUAAUCGAGUCUGGGCCAGACAAUCCAGGGAUUGAAAUCAUGAGCAUCGAUCCAAGCAAUUGGGAUACAACGACAUGCAUCAACCGAGUAGGCAAGCCUGACCACCCGACCUCGUUAUUCGUCUCUUACUACAAGUAUAGUCUCCUAUUAGGUCAAGCAUGGGUUGCUGAAGACCUACCGGUAUUCUAACUCGGAUCUUCACGGGUCUGUUGAUUUGCCAGCUCAGCCCGAGGAUGUUAAAGUGUCAGCUUGUGGCAGGAAGCACUGUUGUUUACUGGGCUGGUGAUACAGGCAUGUUGUUUGUUAGCACAAGUAACCAUCUUCAAGCUGUAGACCAAUGUGUUUUCUUGAUCAACAGCUAGGUCUAGAAGUAUCUCAAAUUUCCAAAUUGACACAAAUAGUCUUUUAUUGUAAUUAUGCAUUUUAAAUGCUUUUGUUUGUAUUUAAGAUGUCUAAAAAGAAAUUAGUCUCAAUUCAACCAUGGGGGCGGUCGGGUAGCCUAGUGGUUAAAGCGUUCGCUCAUCACGCCGAAGGUUCGAUUCCCGACAUGGGUACAAUGUGUGAAGCCCAUUUCUGGUGUCCCCCGCCGUGAUAUUGCUGGAAUAUUGCUAAAAGCGGCGUAAAACUAUACUCACUCACUCAAUUCAACCAUGAUAACAUUUAUUUCACCUACCGGGAAAUCUUCGCGAGGCAAAGGAGUUGACUGAAUGUAAAACUCUGGUUUCCACCCUGACUGAACUGAAAUUUGGUGGACCAGUAGUGGAGCCACCGGGUUAGGGUUAUAACGAUUUAUGUCCCUUCUAUGUCCCUCCUACUGACCAAUCAGUGUGUGUGUGUUAAUUCAAGAGACACAAAGUGUUUUAAUUGUGAAGAUAAACUUAUGAGUAAUUCAUCAAGUUACCAUUGUUACUUCAUCACAUUUUCACAAUCAUGUUUAUCAUCGAUAUGCAUGGAAAGAUGUGCCUCUCAUGGGCAGCUUGGUUUGAGAGAAGGCAAGGCCCCCUCCCAGAAGACGGACUCACUGUAUCCAAGUUUUAUUUUCAUACUGUCAAGUGACAUCAUAUUUACAAAGUAGGGAAGAGCUGAAUAAAGGAAUUUAAACAUCA